Molecule: messenger RNA, 1585 nt
Organism: Aspergillus vadensis CBS 113365
Lineage: Eukaryota; Fungi; Ascomycota; Eurotiomycetes; Eurotiales; Aspergillaceae
Exons: 8
Coding region: 246-1361 (371 amino acids)
Source: RefSeq, a predicted model, not a curated record
GGAUAAUGCACCUUCAAACCGCGUCCCAGAUUUGAGGUCAGCUCAGUUCAGCUCCCUAAUGCAAUGCCACCCUACAUAUAGUAAUCAGCAUCUCCACCAGGAUCAGUCCGUGCUAUUCUGAGUCGAGCUGUUGGGGUUAUUUGAGCCGCUCCCCUCGCCGUCCUGGCCCCGGAGUGAUCUGGGCUGUUGCUUUUGCUGCUGUUGCUGCUGUUGCUGCGCUACCAUGAGUAGCUCUGCUUUGCAAUAUGGCGAAUAGCACCAUUAUCCCGGCCAUGGAGCCGCCUCCUGGCCAGGUUUCCAACUUCGUCGAUCCGCCCUACUGCGGCGCCAAGUUUGUCGUGGUGAAUUGUGUGUUUCUCCCCAUAGCGCUGAUAGCGCUGAUAGUGCGCACCUGGACGCGUGUGGUUGUUGUGCGCAGUGUAUCCUGGGAUGACUACUUGAUGAUCUUCGCAGCGAUCUUGUCGACGGUUAUGACUGGAGUCACUCUGAAGAUGCUCGAUUUUGGCUUGGGCAAGCAUAUGUGGGACGUGCCCAUGGAUCAUCUGACCCCUUGGUUUCUUAAGUUCAACGUCGUCGCGGCCAUCAUCUACUGCGCGGGGACAGGGUUCACCAAAGUCUCCGUCUGCGUUUUCUACCUGCGCAUCUUCCCCAGUCAUGGCUUCCGCUUAGCCGUGUGGUCGAUCGUUUUCAUCGCGGUGGGCUACAAUGUGGCCAGUGUGCUGGCCAAUGUGUUUAGCUGUUCGCCGAUCGCGGCAGCGUGGGACUUGAAAUUGCCGGCGAACUGCAUGAACAGGCCGGUGUUUUAUUUUGCCAAUGCGGGACUGGGAAUUUUUACUGAUUUUGCGACGGUGUUGGUGCCGAUUCCGUGGUUGCGGCGAUUGCAGAUGCCGGCGCGACAAAAGGUCGCUGUCGGGUCUAUGCUGGCGAUGGGCUGCUCGGUCGGUAUCGUGAGUUGUAUCCGACUGGCAAGUCUAUAUGUUCUAAUGAACAGCACCGACCUAACCUGGGCCACAACCAACGCCUUGUUAUGGUGCACAAUUGAAUUAAACUUGGGUAUCACCGGUGGCUGCAUGACAGCCAUGCGCCCGUUUGUGCGACGAUACUUCCCCAGGCUGCUGGGCCUGUCGUCCUACGCAUACGGCCAAUCAGGAUCACGAAAGUAUGGCCAUCCAUUGAAUUCGAUUCCGCGCGACCAGCCCGACUUCAAUAACAACAGUCGGCAAUACUCGACGCGAUUGCAAGGGGGCACCGACAAUGCAAGCGAGGAGCACAUUCUGCCGGCCAAAGCGUGUGAAGGGGAAGACGGGAUCCUCCGCACAGUGGAGUUCAACGUGGUAGACACCAGACAUGCUGGAGCAUAAUUUCUUUCUAGUUUCCUUUGUAUACACGAGUUAUAGACAUAAUGCGACCGUUAAAGAUCCAUAAUGUGAACAGGAAACCCUCUCAUCCGAUCUGGUCUGGUCUGGAAUGAUUGUCGGGAGCAUCGGUGGAAAAGUUCUCCUAGUGUUGCGGACUAAAGCCUCACUAACCCUCACUAAACCACCACUAACGUCUCCACUACCCUCUUAACUAGUCUGCUCUCGGG